Messenger RNA from Auanema sp. JU1783, 1092 nucleotides. The record is from the annotation of a GenBank genome assembly. NCBI's taxonomy places the organism in Eukaryota, Metazoa, Nematoda, Chromadorea, Rhabditida, Rhabditidae.
UUGUUACCAAGUUACGCAAUCCGUUUGGUUACUUUUACACAGCACGCGAAAGUAUAUGGAUAUUCGAAAACUUUGAGAAUAAAGAGGAGUUGGUGUGAGAUGGAGAAUUUGGUGACUAUCAGGUUUUCAGAUGAGGAGCUUCAAUUCGAAACAUCACGAAACCUUCUGAAAAUGGACACCCUCAAAACCCAAUUCCUCCUUCCAAAGAAUUCUCUAAUAGCAUUGAGAUAUAAUAUUGAUUCUCGUGAAGUAGGAUGCCAAUUGAGUGAAGACGGAACGGCGUUCUUGCUACCAACUCAAUGUGCAGGGUAUCAGUUUUAUCUGAAGUCAAAUAUGAUACCAUCAAGGCCUGCAACUCCUAUGAACCAAGAUAUGAUCCAGAGUUCUUCUCUUCCCACAGCUGCGACUGAGUUUGACAGUUUCUCUCGUUAUCUAUUCUAUACACGUAUAGUUCUUAAAAACAGCAAUGGAGACCUUAAAGAAGACGUCAAAUUGAAAUACCCUUGUGUUCCAUUUCAGUCUUCACUCUUAGCGCAUCGAGGCGAUAAACUAAAUGUUUAUGAUUCCACACAUGCACCGCACAAUGUUGAAGUUGUCUUCUAUGAUGAUGAUAGUGACUUCAUCAUUUUUGAAUCAGCUGUGCAGCUGAUAGAGAACACGCCCAUUCCAAUGGCGAUUAAAGGAGGAAGCCGCUACGUACUUCUGGGAUAUGCUGAAGUCAAGCAGCAGAUUGAAGACUCUCACAUGGAACCGUGCUAUGCCAGUGGCGUGAUUAUAUCCUCUCAGUCAAACGAGGCUGGGCAUAUAUGCGGAAGUUCAGGAGGUAUUGCUGGAUUAAGUGGAGGACCUGUGUUCGACUUAUUUUCAAACAACCUGUUGGGUAUUUGCGUGUCUACCGACGAUUUGGAUGAUCGGAUAACAUCAUUUGGACGUUUUUCCUCUGACAUGAUCACAUAUUGUAAAGAGAUCACAAUUGUCCGAAUCAUGCCCGUAUUCACCGCUGCUUGCUUCUUUCAUGCACAUGAAAAGAAUUUGAAGCUGCGUAUGUCAGAUAAAGAAAAAAGUCCCAAAAGAAAAGUUCGUCGCUUAUGA